GAUAGCCCAGCAGCGCAUACAACUAUGAACUGUCAUAUUUUAGCCAAGUAGUUUUGCUUCCCUCCCAAAUCCCUUAUUUGGUGUGGCUGGCAACAUAUACUAAUCAUUAUUUUCGCUGAUUCUUUCUAGAGUUUUACAAAGUUAGUCAUUGCUACCGCUAGUUUGUACCUUUGACUUCGUAGUCAGCAUUGUUUCAAUGUAAUUACCGUACAGCUCACCCCAUCCAACCAAGAAAUGGCGGUUAUCAAAUUCUUCACUUCGCAGAAGAGUUCUUAUGGUCUCCUCUAAUGAUCCCCUCUUCCAAACCCAAAUCUCCACUCCACUUUCUAAUCACCUCUCCUUUCUCUUACCCAGCAUCUUCUCUCAAAUGGGUAUCCACAGAAAUUCUCAAGAUUCCUCAGAUUUUUCAGCAACAGGAGAACCCAUUUCUGCAUCUCAACUCUCUCCUCAACCCCAAAACAGGCCAACGCCACUUCAAUUACGAACUGGUUUUGGUCUCAGCCCUAAAAUUUUGCUCAGACCAUUUGUUUCUCUCUCAAGGCAAACAAAUUCAUUGCCUUGUUUCGAAAUCCGGCCUUGGUUCUAACAAUUUCAUACAAAACAGCUUGAUUAAUAUGUACGGAAAAUGUGGGCUUUUAGUUGAUGCUAAGUCCAUUUUUGAUGUAUGCCCCAGAUCAGAUCCUGUCUCAUAUAAUGUAAUGAUUUCUGGGUACGUGAAAUCUGGACAGUUAGACUAUGCAUGCGAGUUGUUUGAUGAAAUGCCUGUAAAAGGUUGUGUGUCAUAUACUACAAUGAUCAUGGGUUUUUCUCAAAAUGAAUGCUGGAAUCAGGCGGUUGAGCUUUUCAAGCAGAUGAGAAAUGUGGGUGUUGUUCCUAAUGAAGUGACUAUUGCAACUUUGGUCUCUGCUUACUCUCAUUUUGGUGGGAUUUGGGCUUGUAGAAUGCUUCAUGGGUUGGUUAUCAAGAUGUUGUUCGAGGAGUUUGUUCUUGUUUCGACCAAUUUGUUGCGCAUGUAUUGUGUUUGUUCAAGUUUAGUUGAAGCGAGAGCUUUGUUUGACGAGAUGCCUGAGAAGAAUAUAGUUUCAUGGAAUGUAAUGUUAAAUGGUUAUUCAAAAGCAGGGUUUGUUGAUUCGGCUAGAGUUGUGUUUGAGAGGAUUCCUAAUAAAGAUCUGGUAACAUGGGGUACGAUAAUUGAUGGUUAUGUUCGUGUAGAAAGGAUAAAUGAAGCUUUAAUGAUGUAUCGAUCAAUGAUAUCUGCCGGAUGGGAACCUAAUGAUGUCAUGAUGGUCGAUUUGAUUUCUGGAUGUGGCAGAACAAUGGCAAUGACUGAAGGUCAGCAAUUACUCAGUGCUGUUGUGAAGAUGGGUUUUGACUGCUAUGAUUUUAUUCAGUCAACUAUUAUCCAUCUUUAUGCAGCUUGUGGCAGGAUUAAUGAGGCUUGUUUGCAAUUUAGAAUUGGCAGUAAGGAGAAUGUUGCUUCUUGGAAUGCCCUCAUUGCUGGAUAUGUACGAAAUAGAAUGAUUGAUCGGGCAAUGGAAUUGUUCAAUGAGAUGCCCGAGAGAGACGUUUUUUCAUGGAGCACUAUGAUUUCUGGUUACACACAGAAUGAGCAACCUAACUUGGCAUUAGAACUAUUCCAUAAGAUGGUAGCUUCAGGGAUCAAACCGAAUGAAGUGACAAUGGUGAGUGUUCUCUCCGCAAUUGCUACUUCAGGCACUUUGAAAGAAGGAAGAUGGGCCCAUGAAUAUGUGCACAAUAACUCCAUCACUGUUAGCGACAAUUUAAGUGCUGCAAUCAUAGACAUGUAUGCCAAAUGUGGGAGCAUCAACAAUGCACUAGAGGUGUUCUAUGAAAUCCGAGAAAAGGCAUCCACAGUCUCGCCAUGGAAUGCUAUUAUAUGUGGGUUAGCCGUGCAUGGACAUGCAAAUCUGUCACUUAAAAUAUUUUCUGACUUGGAAAGGCGCCAUAUCAAGCUCAAUGCAAUCACAUUCAUUGGAGUCCUUACUGCGUGCUGCCAUGUAGGGCUGGUAGAGUCGGGAAAGAGACAUUUUAUGAGCAUGAAGAGUGAACACAGUAUAGAUCCUGAUAUCAAGCAUUAUGGUUGUAUGGUGGAUCUCCUGGGUAGAGCAGGGCGUUUGGAAGAAGCUGAGGAAAUGAUAAGGAGCAUGCCUAUGAAGGCAGAUGUCGUGAUAUGGGGGACAUUGUUAGCAGCAUGCAGAACGCAUGGAAAUGUGGACGUAGGAGAAAGAGCUGCAGAAAAUCUGGCAAGACUGGAACCAUCUCAUGGGGCAAGCAGAGUUCUUUUAUCCAACAUGUAUGCAGAUGCAGGGAAGUGGGAGGACGCAUUUCUAGUAAGAAGAGCAAUGCAAAGCCAUAGAAUGCAGAGAUUGCCAGGCUAUAGUGGUGUUGCAUUAUAUUGAAGAAAGAAACCCAUCAAACACAAAUAUAUAUCAAUUCUCAGUCUACUUCUGGAUAAGGCUGUUAUUCUAUUUGGUUUCUAGCAUAUUAUAGAGAAACCUUCCAACAGAUCGUUACACAUUUUAAUUAACCAAUUUGAAAUAUAUGCAACUGUAACUGUUUACUCCUGUGUGGAUGAGAAUUAAAAUCUAGUUAAGCUGAUUCUUUUCUAAGUUAACCAUUUUGAGCUUUGUGCGAAAUUGUAAUUGAAUUGCUUCUGUGUAAUUGAAGAAGAGAAUCUAAUAUUUCUACUGUUAA
Messenger RNA from Ricinus communis (castor bean), 2715 nucleotides. RefSeq names its product pentatricopeptide repeat-containing protein At5g19020, mitochondrial. Lineage: Eukaryota; Viridiplantae; Streptophyta; Magnoliopsida; Malpighiales; Euphorbiaceae. The transcript has a single exon. The record is from RefSeq and is a predicted model, not a curated record. Gene Ontology annotation, molecular function: RNA binding; protein binding. Bases 288 to 2420 code for a protein of 710 amino acids. Gene Ontology annotation, biological process: RNA modification.